This is a messenger RNA of Cyphellophora europaea CBS 101466, 1143 nucleotides long. RefSeq lists its product as uncharacterized. The record is from RefSeq and is a predicted model, not a curated record. Gene Ontology annotation, biological process: epoxide metabolic process. The transcript has 2 exons. Lineage: Eukaryota; Fungi; Ascomycota; Eurotiomycetes; Chaetothyriales; Cyphellophoraceae. Gene Ontology annotation, molecular function: epoxide hydrolase activity. Bases 1 to 1143 code for a protein of 380 amino acids.
AUGGCAUCAAUAGCCCCCUUCAAGAUCGGUAUUCCCGAAGAGGAACUGUCCCUCCUGCAACAAAAACUCAAGCUCGCUCGUAUCGCACCCUCAUAUACGGACUGGCGAGACGAGAAUGGUCUUGAUUCAACCUUCAUUCGCAAUAUCGUCGACUACUGGCGUACUGAGUAUGACUGGCGAAGUGAGGAAGCCGAGAUCAAUAAAAUCCCCCAGUUCAUGACUCAGAUUGAGGUUUCUGACGGCUUCGGUUCACUUGACGUACACUUCGCUCAUUCUCAAUCGUCAAAGCAAGACGCAGUCCCUCUGAUCUUCAUCCAUGGCUGGCCGGGCAGUUUCAUUGAGGUAUCUAAAGGUUUGAAGAGGUUGAAUGACGAGGGUUUCCAUGUUGUUGCGCCCUCGCUGCCGGGUUACGGGUUUAGUGGCUAUCCAAAAAAGAAAGGCUUUGAUCUCAGAAAGGUUGCAGAAGUCUUGCAAAAGCUCAUGCUACGGCUGGGCUAUGAGAAGUUUCUAGUGCAGGGCGGAGACUGGGGCUCCCAUAUCUCAAGAUGUAUUGGAAUCUUGUAUCCAGAGAACACACUGGCGAUACACACGAACAUGUUUGAGAUGCCCGGAAGCCCUUUCGAUCCAGACGAGCAACCAGAGGUCAACGGCUUCGAAAAGGCGGCCUUAGAGCGACACUUCACCUGGUUCCGUCAAACCAACCAUGGCUAUGGUGCAAUUCAAGGACAAAGGCCCGCAACUCUCGGCUUUGCAAUGCACGAUUCCCCAGUGGGUAUGCUGGCCUGGAUGUAUGAUAAGCUGGUGGUCUGGUCUGACGAAUACCCCUGGACGCCAAAAGAGAUCAUCACCUGGACUCUGAUGCACUAUUUUCCUGGUCCCACGACGGGUUUUAUGAUGUAUCAUGAGAACACCUAUGAGGGGCUCAUGAAGAGUAAGUGGUUCAACGAGUACAUCAAAGUACCGUAUGGUAUCUCAGCGUUCCCGCGAGAAUUGGCCGUGAUGCCUCGCAGCUGGGCGCAGAAACAGGUCAACCUCAAGUUUUAUCGCCAGCAUCCGCGAGGGGGUCACUUUGCUAUGCACGAGAAGACUGAGGAGCUCGUUAGUGAUCUAAUUGAGUUCUAUCGCUCGGUCUUGGGGCGAUGA